Sphaerodactylus townsendi is the source of this 1954-nucleotide messenger RNA. RefSeq names its product transmembrane 4 L six family member 18 (gene TM4SF18). Gene Ontology annotation, cellular component: membrane. The record is from RefSeq and is a predicted model, not a curated record. Bases 208 to 813 code for a protein of 201 amino acids. Lineage: Eukaryota; Metazoa; Chordata; Lepidosauria; Squamata; Sphaerodactylidae. The transcript has 5 exons.
UCCAAGGAUAAGACAAGUAACUUCACCACAGGCAUUUGCCUUUUGUUCUACAACCAGCAAUGCCUUCCUUCGACUCUGGGCUUGUUUUGACGAACUCCCGACAACCAGUCUUUGAAGGUGCAAAAUGACUCAGGGGAAGUAAGAAAACUGGUAGCAUUGGAUGGAAGCAGAAAGCAAAGUGACCUCUAUCUUCUGUGUCUCGUUGAGAUGGGGUUACAGAAGUGCGGGGGCUGUUUAAGCUGCCUUUUAAUACCCCCCGCACUUUGGAGCAUUGUUAUAAAUGUCCUGCUGUAUUUUCCUGAUGGGAAAACGUGGUAUGCCUCUGGCAACAACCUCAGCAACUAUGUGUGGUAUUUUGAAGGAAUCUGUUUCUCUGGUAUUAUGAUGCUUCUCCUAGCAGCACUUUUGAUCAUCUUGGACAGAGAAAUGUUCCCUCGGUGCUGUCAGAGUGAAAGCUGUACCAAAACAUACAGGAGUGUGAUUUCAGUGGUGCUUUCGCUGCUUGGGAUUGCUUUCUCCGGCUACAGUCUCAUAAUUUCUACGUUGGGCUUAGUGCAGGGUCCAUAUUGCAAAACUCCAGAUGGUUGGGAAUAUAUUUUCAAAGACACUGCAGGCAGCUACCUCAUGGAUCACACUGCCUGGUCUGAAUGCUCAGAACCAGCUUAUGUUGUGGAAUGGAACAUCAUUUUGUUUUCAAUUCUGAUAGCUCUUAGUGGUCUUCAGAUGUUGAUUUGCUUUCUGAAGGUGAUUGCAGAGUUAAAGAAGAUACUGUGUGGGACUUAUCCUGUCUUUAUUCAGCCUGGGCUGAUCUGACAGUCACGAGAACAGACUCAUCAAGUCCUGCAAGACACCACCAUGCUUCUCGUCAUAAUUUCUUUUUCUUUCCUUUCUAUUCCACAUAGAAAGCAAUAUCAACAUUUUGUAACUCACACUGCUCCAUACUGUUCCAGGCAAAUGCAGUUUUUUACCUAUCUGUAGAGGUGUUUUGCUCAAUGUUUCCGUCCCUUCUCCUUCCUUGUGAUGCUUAUAUAGUUAAACAGUGAGCCAUCAGGCCAGAGAUCUCUAGUACCAGUAUUUUAAAAGCAUCUAGGUCACAGAGAGGCAACUCCAGUAUGUGUGGUGAAUGGUGGCAUGCCUGACCAUUUUGGACACCAUGACAGUUCUGGAGACGAGAAGGUUAAGGAGUGACAUUAUAACCAUGUUUAAAUAUUUGAAAGGAUGUCAUGUUGAAGAUGGAGCAAACUUGUUUUCUGCUGCUCCAGAAACUAGGACAAGGAGUUAUGGAUUCAAGGGGCAGGAAAACAGAUUCCACCUAAACAUUAGGAAGAACUUCCUGAUGAUAAGGGCUGUUUGACAAGUGAAUACACUGCUUCAGCGGGUGGUGGAGUUUUCUUCUUUGGAGGUUUUUAAACUGAGGCUUGAUGGCCAUCUGUCAGAUUGUGUACUGCUGUGUGGCAGAGGGUUGGACUUGAUGGCCCUUGUGGUCUCUUCCAGCUCUAUAAUUCUAUGAAUUUUCUUAAUAAAAUUAAUGUAGGAGUAAGAGAGAAUAUAAAUAUUGACAGCCUGGACUUCUUAAUCAUGACACCAACACUUUGGAACUCUUUUGCAAGGAGACUGACCCCUCCUGUUGCCAUCUUUUGUCAAUGAGUGCAGACUUUUUUUGGUUUGUUUAUUUUGGCAUUCCCUCAAUGAUCCCUCUCUCCUGCCUGCUUGCCUGCCUGCCUGUAAUUGUUUUUAUAUGUAUUUUAGCACUGAUUUUAAUUGUUUCCAUGAUGCAUAGGGAUUUUUGUUAGUAUUAAUGGUUUUUAAAGUGUUGUUUUAUUGUGGACAUUUUAAUUUGUUAGCCACCUUGGUGACAGUGCAAGGGCAGAAAGGCAAGGUAGAAAUUUUAUAAAACAAACAAGUAAAUAAUAAACCAGAAUUUUGUAUCCAUUAAAUGUCAAGAGACAAACCA